AAUGCAGUUCUAACAGUGCAGUGUUUUCAGUGUUUUGAUUUUUUCGGUGAUGUGUCAGUGUUAGUGAUGGGUUGCCAGUUGGGUAAAUUAGCUGCCUCAGAGAGGAGGGGUGCGGGGGCAGCUGCGCCCGCGAUCGCGGACGGGCCGCCGCCGGCGACCGAUCCGCGGCUACCGCUGACAGCUAAACAGAAGUACUCCAUGCUUGCCUCGUGGAAGGGAAUAUCCAGGGCUAUGGAGAAGACCGGCAUUUGCAUGUUUAUAAAACUAUUCGAAGAGAACCAAGACCUGCUGAACAUGUUCGAGAAAUUCCGCCAAUGUCGGACGAAGGAGGAGCAGAUCAACUCUAUGGAGCUGGCUGAACACGCCAACAACGUGAUGAACACGCUGGACGAGGGGAUCAAAGGGCUGGACGACCUGGACAACUUCUUUGAGUACAUACACCAGAUCGGCGCCAGCCAUAGGCGGAUACCGGGAUUCAAAGUGGAAUAUUUUUGGAAAAUCGAGGCUCCCUUCCUUGCGGCCGUCGAGUCCACAUUAGGCGACCGCUACACACCCAAUGUCGAAAACAUCUACAAAAUAACCAUAAAGUUCAUCCUAGAAACGCUCGUCGAUGGCUUCGAGAAGGCUGGCAACAAAACGUGAGCUGCCAUAAUCUAGAAAAAAAAAGAAAACGAAUAAACUUCAAGAGCGCUGGCACCCAGUUCGAAGUUUGAAAAUCGAACGCAAGAUUCGAAAGUUUUCCAAUUUUUAUACGCGUCUAUCAGACCGAGUAACGAGUAACAUUCCAACAUUUGGAAUCGUCUUAAUUUGACAAGUCAAUUUAUGAACAGUGACUAACAAAAUAAUUUAUAUGAAUGUGUAUAUUGUAAAUAUUUUAAUGCGUCUUAAAAGUAAGUUGUGACAGCUGUUAACGAUGGAAGUUUUUAAGAGUUGAGAGUUACGAGUGUAUGGACUAAGAGGUUCAUUAGUACGAGUAAGCAGGGAACAUUGUAUCUAUAUGAAAGCUUUGCGAAAGUGUUUAUUUUUAAGAAAUAGCAUGAAAUGUAGAUACAUAUAAUAUUCGAUAUGUGUUACGUAAGUUAUGGCGAUUAGUUAAUUUAUUUUUAAUGAAUGUCACAAAUGCUUAUUAAUUAGUAUUUAUAAAUUGUCAGUUUACGAUCGAAACUCACUAGCAAAUCGGACACCAGACUUAUAAACCUUUGUAUUAUACCGUAGACACGGUUUAUUUUAUCUAAUGGUGCUUUGGGGUAAUUUUGCAAAAUGGGUAGGUAAUUUCUAAGAUCGAAAAUAUUUAUCUACUAAAUCUUACUUUGGUAAGAAAAACAUCGUGGUAAAUACACAACUUUUGGGAACAAAUCAAAUUAUUUUUUUAUUAAAUAUUUUGGUUUGAAUUGUGUUGUGUGUAUAGAUGGCAGCACCAGUCUCUCUCGCUAUAUCGUAAUUAGCCUCAUGCAUGAAGUUCAUAUUUGAACGAAAUAUGUUUUAUGUAUAUGUUUGUUCGGAUGUUUGUUACCGUUAUAUCAUGUUACAAAUGCAUUUCCGUUUUUAAAUUACCAUUUAAUUACUUAAAAUUAUAAAUAAAAAGUACAAAAAUUUGCCCGCGAAAAGCUAGUGAGCGAAACGCUCGAAACGCCACGUGACGUCACGCGUUCGACAGAUGAGUGUCAUUAGUAGCAAACGUCAGUUGGGCCGCCCAACGUGUGACGUCAUCACGCUCUGUCGAAUUAGCGCCAAAAAUUAUGAGCGUUUCAACCGCUCAAAAAUUUUCAACAUUUUAAAUAUUUUUUUAUAAAAUAAUGUUAAGGUUUACAAAAGUAUUUUUAUCAUUUCCGGUGUUCCAACGAUAUAAAUUAUGAAUCCAAAAAUAAAAAUAAAAUCAUGCAUGGAGCUAAUUCCGUAAGGAAUUCGUAUAGGAGGUGCAAGCGCGUACUGCUUGCCCUUAGAGUUGGUCGAAGACGCCUAGUCUUAGUAAGAUGGCAUAUAGUCGAGAAAUUGAGACGGGUUCCGCCGUGGCGGGUUGGCCUAGGGGUUCAAGGCGUUAGCCCGUAUUGCUAAAGACGCCGGUUCGAACCUGGCCUUCACCACUGGAGGGCUUCGUCACUUUUCCUUUAAUAUAUGACAUCUAUUUUAGUUUAUAAUCAUGGUAAAUGUUACUAAAGUUCAAAGAGUUUCAAGUUUAAGUAGAUCUAUUAACGAUUUGCAAAUUAUACCUUGUCCAAAGUGAUCCCAAUGCUUCUAAGGUCAAUUAACAAUGUUACUAUGUAACAAUGCUGGUGGCCUAGCGGUAAGAGCGUGCGACUUUCGAUCCGGAGGUCGCGAGUUCAAAGUGUUCUAACCCCGGCUCGUACCUAGUUUUUCGAAACGUAUUUACGAAAUAACAUUUGAUAUUUAUCAGUCGCUUUUCGGUGAAGGAAAACAUCGUGAGGAAACCGGACUAAUCUCAAUAAGGUCAGUUUACCCUCUGGGGCAAUCGCUUUCGUAUAAACUAGUGCCUACGUCAAUUCUUGGGGAAAAAGCCGGGACAACGCGAGGAAGAUGAUGACUAAAGUAAGUAACAAUGUAACAAAUGUUUCUAUAGUUUGUCAAAGGACUGUCUCAUUUCAAACAUAGAGAGAGAGAAUCAUACUAUCUUUGUCUUAAACAUUGUCUUCGGUUACCGCGAUAGUUACUCAUGAAAUGAAACUAAUAAAACGGAUUAUAUUGAAUUCAUAAUACAUCCCGACGUUUCGAACCCUUUACAGCGUACGUGGUCAACGGGUGACUGAAGAAAAGCUACAAUGUGCAAAAAUACCCACAUACAAAAAUAAUGAACCAUAAUAAACUAAAUUGUAAGGCUAUCUUUGUCUUACAGUAGUACUAGCACCCAAAAGAAAAAGAUGAGUAUAGUUUUUUUUGUUCUUAUUUACUGACAAUUUGGUUUGACCAACUAUAAGGGUCGGUUGCACCAAACUGUUUGUCAUCGUUAAAGAGUUCGCUAAAUUUUAUUGUAUGGAAAGUUUCAUAGUAAACCGCCGCGGCGCGCCGAGUGACGUUAAUCAGUCUGUCAAGUGCGGAUGGUGCAACUGGCACUAAGUGAGUUUUGGUAGUGAACUGAAGAAAAGACUACGUUCGAUGUUACCUACACUAUCAUGGCUGGUCCAUGAAUUUUUUAAAUAUUUUUGCGCUUAAAUUAAUGUUUUAUUGUUAUAAAUUGCGUCUUCCGUGUAUGAGUGUGGAUGAUUUGCUAAUGAAACUAAUUUAAAAUAAUUAUUUGUGUCAAUAAACAAGUCAAUAUUGUUAGAAUGUACCUUUAUCUAUGUUCUUAAAUGUACAGUCGCGUUCAAAAGUCGCUGUACACUGGUAAUUUUAAGUAAUCACCCUAAAAAGAGGUCUUAUUAUUCGACACAAAUCGACUGUCAGAUAACGAAUAUGUCUUAUGCAAGGGCCUCACACUCUUUGAUAGAGAAAGAUAGUCUUAUUGCGAUUCCUAUAAGAGGAAAGAGAAAAUAGUGCCAUGCUUUGUCCUUAUCACCGACCGGGUGGCAUCAUAGGUAGGAGCCGAUGGCGAAAUACCGAAAUUUAUAAGAGUGAAAGAGAAAAAGUCCUAUGCGGCCCAAAUUUUAUAUAAAUAUUCUUUCUCUUACCCCCGGUUGCUCGGUGGCGCGUCUAUUUACUUGUAUAUACUAUGUCUAUGGUCCUAUAGGACAUACAAGCAAUAGCGACUUUUAAAUGUGUCUGUAAAGUUUUCUGUGUCUGCUACCAAAAAUACGCACAUACAAUCUGGCACAAUAUAUUUAAAAAAUGCACAUUUAGCCUUACUAACCAAGUUUAUCAGGUUUGAGACUUAUAAUCAAAUGCAAUUGUUUUCUAUAUUCGUAUCUAACAUAGUCCUAAAAUAACUCGCCAAUUUUACAAAAAAGAAAUAGAAAACUGUAAUUUAGACUAUAAUAUACAAAAUGUACACCUGGUGAAUGUAACGUUUCUAAAUGUUUUAACUAAAAAUACAAGUAUGUGUACAACUCGAA
Cydia strobilella is the source of this 4004-nucleotide messenger RNA. Its product is annotated as neuroglobin-like. Lineage: Eukaryota; Metazoa; Arthropoda; Insecta; Lepidoptera; Tortricidae. The record is from RefSeq and is a predicted model, not a curated record. The transcript is spliced from 3 exons. Gene Ontology annotation, biological process: response to hypoxia; oxygen transport. Gene Ontology annotation, molecular function: heme binding; oxygen carrier activity; oxygen binding. Bases 67 to 642 code for a protein of 191 amino acids.